Ectocarpus siliculosus is the source of this 3108-nucleotide messenger RNA. Lineage: Eukaryota; Phaeophyceae; Ectocarpales; Ectocarpaceae. The record is from the annotation of a GenBank genome assembly.
AUGAAUGAUGACUCGGACUCCGUCUCGUGGGGGUACAUUCCUGGGUACUUCGGGCUCUUCCUCGCAGUCAUCUACCUCAUGUGCCACACGGCCGACAACUACUUCAGCCCGGUCCUGGCUGUCAUGUGUGAUCUGCUGGACAUGCCGCCUGAAGUGGCCGGUGUGACUUUCCUGGCCUUUGGAAAUGGGGCUCCCGACGUGUUCUCCGCCUUCGUCGCUCUGACGUCAAGCGCGGAUCGAGAAGAUGGCCUGUUGGUCGGUAUGGGUUCGCUGCUAGGAUCAACCAUCUCGACGGUUACCCUCGUCGUUGGCAGCGUGGUGUACAUCAAGCCAACAGGGGUUCCCCCAGUACCGUUCGCGCGGGACGUGGUGUUCCUGGUGUUGGCGCUGGUGCUCGUCGUCAUCUCGGACUGCUUCGGCGAAAUAUCGCUGUGGUUGGCUGCUUGCUACCUGGCCUUGUACGGAGUGUACGUAACGAUGGUGCUAAAGGGGCGGAAGGGGGAGGAAUCAUCAAGAGGGGAUGCUAACCCGAGGCAGGACGGGGAGGGGGGUGGUGUCGGGGAAGACGACCAUGCCGUAGAUGCGCGGUGGAUAGGGGUUGGGUCUUGGCCCCUGUCAAGCGCAGAGAAGGAGCGUGCCCCCAGGAGGCCGAAUCCAUCCAAUCCGGAUUUCCACUUCAGCAAGGGGGGAGGGAAUGGCGCUGAAGGCGGUACCGUGACCGUGAGCGGGGACGACGGCGGUGGGCAUGGUAGCGUACCCAAUUCCUGCAAAACUCCCCCCAAUGGCGUCAAUGGAGGCCGCGGCUCAAGCGGCCACGGCAGCAAUCGGCGGGGACACUCGUUCGACUCGGCGGAGAAGGGGCUGGGUGGGCGCCCCGCCGCUGCGCGGGACGACUUUUCGGCCAGAGGGAACAGCGUCAAGCACGACUACUUCGGCGGGGAGGGCGUGGGGGAAGAGGGGCGAUCGCUUUUGGGCGGCGGCGGCGACGGAGUGGGGUCGGGUGGUGAGAGUUGGGGGCUUGACGGAGAGGCGGAGGAGAACGUUUUCGCCAUGGUUCCCGGCAGCACGGCGUCGAUGUUCUCAGAGGAGGACGACUCCGCGGCUAGCUGGCUGGCCCAGCGUCAGCGGCAGGGACGCAGUACUCCCUGGCGCAUCGCCUCCUCCGAGUACGGGGCGAGCGAAGACAUGAGCAUUCCCCUCUUGCAGGAUAAGAGUUGGCAGAACGGUUCGCGGAAUGGCGGUGGUCGUGGGAUUGGUUCUGGGGGUGGCCCCGUGGGUGCGACCGAGGGGGACGGGGGGGGACCGGGGUCGUCAUCCCUUCUCGGGCGAAGAUUUGAGCACACCUGGGCCACAAUUCAGUGGAAGCAGUGGAGGCUGCGACGGCGUGUUCGGCGUGGGCUGGACAACAGCUACGUCGCCAAUCUGCCCUGGUACCGCCGGGUGUUUUGGGCCUUGGAGUUGCCGUUCAUCCUGGUUAGGAACGCUACGAUACCUCCGGUAGAGGCGGACUCGUGGUCUCAAGCACAAGCAGCGAUAAGCACGGCGCUGGCGCCGACCCUGGUCGCGUGGGCUUUCGGCGCGUGGGGGACCGAUAUUUUGUGGGGUUUGACGUGCGGCUGGGUGGCCUUGCUGGGGGGGUUGCCAGCAGGGGUGGCGGUUUGGCUGACGACUCACAAGCGGAGGAUGCCUGAGGAGAGAUGGUACCGGCUGUCGCUGGCCCUCUUGUCGUUCCUGUCGUGCGUGGCCUGGAUCUACUACUUCGCGGAUCUGGCCGUGACGUUGAUUGACGAAAUCGGUACCGCAACGGGCAUACCGGGGAGCAUCCUUGGGUUGACGCUUCUCGCCUGGGGGAACUCAACGGGGGAUCUGGUGACGAACCUGGCCGUAGCAAAAGCCGGGUUUCCGGGUAUGGCUAUAGCUGGCUCCUACGGCGGUCCGCUCUUCAACGUCCUCCUGGGCGUUGGCAUGCCCAUGUUUUACAGCUCAGCGAGAUACUACCCGGACUCUGCGGUGUUCGAGCUAGACUCUUCCACCCUCUUUACCGUGGUCAUGGUCAUCUUCGUCCUGCUGGGCACGCUCCCCGUGGUUGCGCGGUCCGGCUACCACUUCCCCCCGAAGGCUCCCGUUGCCCUGCUCGGUGCGUACGCUGUGUACAUGAUCGGCGCGGUGUGGUUGACUGUGACCUUCAAGGCAUAUUGACGCAUAGUGGACGUUCCCAGGGGGUGAAGAGCAACUUCCCUUGGGCCUGCAAGGGGUGAUGAUGUACGAUGUACGCGCAACGCUACAUCGCUUUCGUGUGAGCGCAGAUUUCUGCGCGAUUUUUGAGAGGGGGUUGUAGGGCAGCUGAGGCAUCGCGUCCGCAGGUUGCACAGCGGCACCUACAGUGUACCUACAGUCCUCUGAGUGACUGGAUGGGCGAAGCGGCGGAGAGCAUUCCGCGUGGCCUGAGCUUUCCCGAAAAUGACUCCCGUGUAUGUGGCUUCCGUAAUGGUCCGUCUAAGUGCGCUUUUUCAUGGUGGGGAAAGGAAGCCAAGGGUUCGUCAGCGUGCGAGCUCGGCCAGUGGGUCGGACGGAAGGGGUCAAGAGCAGACCUUUACAGAUUGUGUGCUGUUUUCGGAGGAGUUAUGCGUCUUACGUGGGCGAGAUGUCAGACGUGACACACAGAGGCCUCGCAGACCGCCGUUUCAUUGUCCUAUACAGCUGCACUCUUGUUGCUAGAGCCGAGAGAGGGAGCCAUGUAGUUGGCUUGCUUGUAGAGCGGGCGUUACGUCACGACCUCGAUAUGCUGUGUUCCAGCUACACGCGCGUCUUGAACGGGUACGGGUAAAAAACCAGCCAGUCAGCCAAUUCAUGGUGGACGAUUGGUCCGCACUCGCUUGCGCUUGUUGCAUGAGUAACUUUUGUCCAGUGGAGCUCGAUGUGUCCAGUCGAAGAGGCUGCUUCAACAGAUCUGUGUGUAGUGCACGUCAGUUGUGUGUUUGCUUGGAGACUACUACUGUAGGCUAACUUCACAAGGUGGAGAGAUGACCAGUCGACUUACAUGCGUCUACACGGGACGAAGGAGCCUUUGUUACAGGGGGUUGCAUUGACUACUACACGGGAGAUGGA